Messenger RNA from Malania oleifera, 1951 nucleotides. RefSeq names its product transcription termination factor MTERF5, chloroplastic. The record is from RefSeq and is a predicted model, not a curated record. Gene Ontology annotation, biological process: regulation of DNA-templated transcription. NCBI's taxonomy places the organism in Eukaryota, Viridiplantae, Streptophyta, Magnoliopsida, Santalales, Ximeniaceae. Gene Ontology annotation, molecular function: double-stranded DNA binding. Bases 208 to 1692 code for a protein of 494 amino acids. The transcript has 4 exons.
AUCAUUUUGAAAAAUUUGUGGCACCCAUUGCAGCAGCCUACCGAUACUGGGUCACCCCCAUAUCCAAAUCCUCCUCCUCUUCCUCCCCUGUUCUACUCAUCUUCCUCGCUUUGCCUCCUAUGUAAUCCUAAAUACCCAUUUCAUCCCUCUUCUUCCUGACCACGUUCUUGAACCAAUAAGCAUUUGUCUCAUUGUCCGAAGAUUAUAAUGAAAGCUUUCUCUGCUAUCGGCUUGUCCGAGUCGCUGUUUCUGUCAAAGGCCGUUCUUCCCACCGCGAGUUUCCAGGUUUAUUUUCCUACAAAAUUCUUCAUUUGCCACGCAAAGUUUGCGGCAGCUGAAUCAGAGAGAGAUGAGCCCUUCGGCUGGAGAGUGGUUCCUCCAACCUUGUUAGUUGCAGAAAAAGAAGAAGCCAAGGCUGUUCUAAGCUUGUUCUUGAAAAAACAAGGUCUUAGCAAUGCAGUUGCUGCAAGAACAAUAAAAAAAUCUGACCUCCUCAUUGACCACCUUGUCUCCAGGCUUCAUUCUGUUCAUAAAUCUCGGUAUCUAGUAGGACGAGAGCUUACAACUCUUGAAAUCAGGGAUGCUCUUAUUCCGUACCUUGAAAACCUCCUUGAAGGGCAUGAAAAUGUUCUGUUAGAUGUAGUGGAGAACUUUCCAAACCCACCUACCAAGGAAAGAUCUGUUGCUCCGGUAUUGCUGACCAAUUCAACCCUAGAUUACAAGAAGCAAAAAGCUGCAUCUCGAACUCAUGCAAGUGAGACUGGACCCGAGGGAAAUCUCCGACCGCAUAUACUGUACCUUAUAGAGCUCGGCAUGGAGCUUGAGCAGAUCAAGAAAAUUAUUCGCAAGUUCCCUGCUUUUGCCUACUACAGCUUGGAGGGGAAAAUCAAGCCAGCAAUAGAGUUCUUUCUCGAUCUUGGAGUUCCAAAAUCAGACAUUCCUAGCAUCCUUAUCAAAAGGCCUCAAUUGUGUGGAAUCAGUCUGUCGGAAAACCUAAUACCCACCAUGACAUUUUUGGAAAACUUGGGCGUGGACAAGAAACAGUGGGCAAAAGUUAUAUACCGUUCUCCAGCAUUUCUCACUUACAGCAGGCAGAAGAUGAAUACAACUGUGGAAUUUCUCCGUGAAAUGGGACUUACUGCAGAGAACAUAGGUAAGAUUCUAACACGUUACCCAAACAUCAUUAGCUACAGUGUGGAUGAUAAGCUAAGACCAACAGCUAACUACUUCUUGUCACUUGGGGUUGAUGUUGCGUCCCUUUUGUACCGAUGUCCACAGACUUUUGGUCUAAGUGUUGAGGCCAAUUUGAAACCCAUCACAGAAUUCUUCUUGGAGAGGGGAUACACUAUGAGAGAAGUUGGAAUCAUGAUUUCAAGAUAUGGAGCUCUAUAUACAUUCAGCUUGGCUAAAAACUUGAUACCAAAGUGGGAGUUCUUUUUGACGAUAGACUAUCCAAGAUCAGAGUUAGUCAAAUUCCCUCAAUAUUUUGGUUACAGUUUAGAAGGGAGGAUCAAACCAAGGUUUGCACUUGUGAAGGAGCGUGGAGUGAAGUUGCUGCUGAAUGAGGUAUUGUCUCGCACAGAUCAUGUGUUUGACAAAGCUUUAAACAGGAAAGGGAAGAAAAUGCUGCACAGCAAGGCCUCAAGGGUUUCAGAUAAGAGUGAUGAUCUUCACUCGGAUGUGGAGCAAUAAGACUGUUCUGUGUACAUAGCAACCUAACUCAAAAGAAACACCAAUGCAAUGCCCAUGCUAUUGUCAGAUCAAAAAACGUUGAAGCAGGUGCACUGAAUGGACAGUAGAAUAGUGGAUUUAACAUAUUGUUUCUGAGAAUCAGAGAAGAUGUAUAUAUAUUUUUUGUUUUUGGUGCUGCAUGCCUGCAUCUGCAAACCAAGGGCAAUGAAGUGUUGUUUAAGCUUCUAUAAUCAAAUUUGAGAGUAUGCUGUCUGGUGCA